AUGAUAUUUGUAAGGCCUCUUUCGGCUCUCAAAAUUUCGACAAAGCUCUUGCGAAAAAAUUCAAGAAUUGAUAUAUUCAAUUUUUUAGAUAUGGAUGACUUGCAAUUUACACGUUUACAAACUUUCACCAAGUGGCCUCUAUAUUUAAACCCAAAGCCUAUUCUGCUUGCAGCCGGAGGUUUCAUUUAUUCCGGUACCGGAGAUAGAUGUAUUUGUAUGAUUUGCGGGUUAUCUUUGAAAAAUUGGAAAUCAAGCGAUAUUCCGAUUGAUAUCCACAUGAAAAAGAAACCAAACUGUCGAUUUAUUAGUAGUUUCAAUGAAUUACAGAAAAUGAAAUUUUAUCAUGAAAGAUUAAAAACGUUUUUAAAUUACUCCAAGAAACCUAAUAUAGAUCCAUGUCGGUACGUAAGUGUUGGCUUUUAUUGUAAAGAUGAUGAGAUGAGAUACAUCACUUAUAAAGAUUUUUCAAAGUAUGUAACAAGAUUGGAGUCGUUUAAAAAUAGACCUGUGCAAACCCAUCCACUUAAAAAAGUGAAUCCGCACGCUGCUUCUAGAGAAGGGUUUCUGUACCCAGGUGUCGAUGCCUAUAUUAUUCAUGAAUCUAGAUGUGAUUUUAUAUCAGAUAAUAAUAAUUCCGAUGAUAAUGAUGAAAAUGAUCGUCUUCUGUGUAAAAUUUGUUUAGAAGCCGAAAUAGACGCGGUGUUUCAGCCCUGUGGUCAUGCGGCCGCAUGUAUAACUUGUGCAACGAAAAUAAGAGAUUGCUGUAUUUGUAGAUGUAAAUUAGAAGCUAGUAUACGAAUUUAUAUUUAA
Psylliodes chrysocephalus is the source of this 810-nucleotide messenger RNA. Lineage: Eukaryota; Metazoa; Arthropoda; Insecta; Coleoptera; Chrysomelidae. The record is from the annotation of a GenBank genome assembly.